GUCGGGGGAUGCUGUCCGGUUCUUUGCCAGUUUACGUGUGGAAGAGGCUUAGUACCCAGGUCCUUGUUUCUGAAGACCGCACUGUCUCCGGUGCAGAAACGCCCCGUGCAGAUCGCAGGGUGAACCUGUGCGCCAGCCCGACGGUCUGACUCUGUUUGCAGGACCCUGGCCUGGUCAUCCUGGUGCCUACGCAGAGCUAUCUCACCGUGCCUCGCUGUUGGCUUUCGGGCACAGAGCGGAAACGUGUGGAUCGUUUCCCGGCCAGUGCCCUCAUGAGAUAUUACUGCUGUGGAACCCUACUAAUAUUGGAUCAGAAUGAAACUGGGCUUGCCAUUUUUAGAAGCUUUGACUGGAAUGAUGGCCUGUUUGAUGUGACCUGGAGUGAGAACAAUGAACAUGUCCUUGUCACCUGUGGUGGUGACGGCUCACUGCAGCUCUGGGACACUGCCAAAGCCACAGGGCCACUACAAGUCUAUAAAGAACACGCUCAGGAGGUGUAUAGUGUUGAUUGGAGCCAAACCAGAGGUGAACAGCUUGUGGUGUCUGGCUCAUGGGAUCAGACUGUCAAAGUGUGGGAUCCAACUGUUGGAAAGUCACUGUGCACCUUUAGAGGCCACGAGAGUGUCAUUUAUAGCACAAUCUGGUCUCCCCAUAUGCCUGGUUGUUUUGCUUCAGCCUCAGGUGAUCAGACUCUGAGAAUUUGGGAUAUGAAGGCAACCGGAGUCAGAAUUGUGAUUCCAGCACAUCAGGCAGAAGUUUUGAGUUGUGACUGGUGUAAAUACAAUGAGAAUUUGCUGGUGACAGGAGCAGUUGAUUGUAGUUUGAGAGGAUGGGACUUAAGGAAUGUACGACAGCCAGUGUUUGAACUUCUUGGUCACACCUAUGCUAUUAGGAGAGUGAAAUUUUCACCAUUUCAUGCUUCAGUGCUGGCAUCUUGCUCCUAUGAUUUUACUGUAAGAAAGUCAUCCUGCAUCCCUGAGGAUUGCAGCCUUCAGCACUCUCAGAGCAAGCCUUCCAUCAGCCUAAUGGUUUUCUUUCAUUUGUUGAAGUACUCUAAGCUUUAUGAUUCUGGAACUUUUCAAAGCCUGACCCUCUUCUUGAAACAGUGGAGCAUCAUACAGAGUUUACUUGUGGUUUAGAUUUUAGUCUUCAGAGCCCCACACAGGUGGCUGACUGUUCUUGGGAUGAAACAAUAAAGAUAUAUGAUCCUACUUGUCUUACUGUUAUUCCUGCUUGAGAUCUACUCCUCUGCUCAGAAACAAGGAUGUUGGCUGAAGAAUUACUUACAAGCCAAUAAAUCCACUGUUGAAAAAGUAGUCAUUAUGCUUUUAUAUGCUAUUAAGAUUUCAAAUUCUUCAGAUUUACCCUGGAAUCAGUUUUGAGGCAGCUGAUAAUAAAGACUUUGGCUCAUUCUGUAAGCCCGGUACAUAAGCCAUAUUUCUUAAAAUCCUAAGACAUAAUUGAUAUUUUGGUGUAUCUUCUACCUAUUAAAAUAUAAUCUCUGUAUUGUAUAAUGGAUUAACAUAUGAGAGACUAUAUGGAGAGUCAUAUGUUUCAUUUUUGUCCUUUUUAUGUAAAAUUUCAUCACUACUGUUGAUAAAAAUUAAAUAAACUGCAUGUCUUGAA
Heterocephalus glaber (naked mole-rat) is the source of this 1626-nucleotide messenger RNA. NCBI's taxonomy places the organism in Eukaryota, Metazoa, Chordata, Mammalia, Rodentia, Bathyergidae. The record is from RefSeq and is a predicted model, not a curated record.